This is a messenger RNA of Closterium sp. NIES-67, 681 nucleotides long. Lineage: Eukaryota; Viridiplantae; Streptophyta; Zygnematophyceae; Desmidiales; Closteriaceae. The record is from the annotation of a GenBank genome assembly.
UACAAACAUGGCUGACCCCCUCAGCAAACAGACAAUAGGGGCAAUUGUAAUACCCCACGUGGGUAACUUGCGGAAUGAUAUAAUUGAGGAAGUGCAUAGCACCAAGUACGGGGGACACCUGGGUAUCAAGAAAACCUGGUGGGCCUUAAGUGAUGUGUACUGGUGGCUUGGAUUGGGGACUGAGGUCCAACAAUUCGUAUCGCGUUGUGAUGCAUGCGCAGGCAACAAGUCAGACACGAAAAAGCCUGGUGGUUUGCUUCAACCACUGGAGAUUCCAGACGAACCUUCGGAGAGUGUCUCACUGGAUUUCAUCACAUACCUCCCAAACACACGCGACGGUCAUACUGCGAUCUUGGUCUUUGUGGAUCGAUUGACCAAAAUGGUGCACUUCGUUACUACUACAACAGACGUAUCUGCGGAAGAUACGGCCAAGUUGUUUGUAGCACACGUGUUUCGCUUACAUGGGUUACCGCGUGUGCUGGUGUCCGAUCGAGAUCUGCGCUUUACAAGCCGGUUCUGGUACGAAGUUACACAGACACUCGGAACGAAGUUAAAGAUGUCGUCAGCCUUCCAUCCCCAAACAGAUGGGCAGAUAGAGCGGACGAAUCGUACUCUUGAGCAGAUGCUUCGUUCCUUCAUUGGCCCAACUUAGGAUGAUUGGGAUGACUUGUUACCUGUGGU